GCUCUUCCGACCGACGUAAAUUAUUCUCUUGGAUAUGUUGAUUACCAUAUACACUAUUUUGGCAGCUACAAAUUCAUAACAUCAUUAUGUUAAACUAGAUUACCCCAAAACAAAUAGCUUCUACAAUAACAACUUGCAAGGACCAGUGUUAACAAAAAUGUCAUCAACAGUGAGAGAUCACAGAUUAGUUCGCCGGAUAACAAACCUUCCGCAAAGCAUAAUGGGAGGAAUUUCAAGGGCAGUGGGUGAUGGUAUGGGCUUUGUAGGAAGAGGAAGAAGAAGAAACCAACAAACAUAUUUUCCACUGCACCCUCAACUACCUCUGCUGCAGCCACAAGAUUCCAUAGCAGUUCCAGAGGAGUGGGCCUUUUUAGACAAUUUUGAGCAGCAAUAUGGCACCAAACACCCAUUCUUUUAUGCUUGCCGCUUCACAGAAGCCAUGAGGUUAGCACAGCAAGAUAAGAAGUUCAUGUUCAUGUACCUCCACUCCCCAGACCACCCUUUUACAAACGCUUUCUGCAAGGAAACCCUGUGUUCUGAGCUAGUAGUCCAGUUUCUUGACGUGAAUUUUGUUUGCUGGGGAGCACUUGCAGAUAGAGGAGAGGGUCUGCAAAUGGUUGCAACACUAAGACCUGAAAGCUUUCCCUGUUGUGCUCUCAUAAGCCAAGCUCCUGGUGAUAGCAUAGUAGUGCUGCAACAGCUAGAGGUACCAGUUUCACCAGCUGAGCUAGUGGAGAUUCUACAAAGAACACUGGAAGAGCAAGGGGUGGCUUUCGGAAGUGAUAGAGCAAAGAAGGAAGAAAAAAUCCUAGCAGACCGUAGGCUUAGAGAAGAACAAGAUGCUGCAUAUCUUGCAGCUUUGCAAAUAGACAGGGAAAAAGAGAGACUGAAAAAUUUACCUUCAAGGGAGAGAGUUCACAAGCCAGUGGAAGGUCAGAACACCAUAAAUUAUGGGAAGCUGAGGAACAAUUCUGUUGAUAUCAGUAAACAGCAUUACAAAACAAAUGAGUCCAGUAGUGAAAAACAAGACAAGGGAAUUGCCGCUAGGGGAAGUGGGUCUCAGGCAACACAGAUACUCAUAAGGUUUCCAAAUGGGGAAAGAAGAGAACAUACUUUCUUGAGCACAGACAAAAUCCAGUCCAUUUUCUCAUACAUUGAUUCAUUAGGUUUGCUAGGGAUUGAGAACUAUAGAUUGAUAUCAAACUUCCCAAGAAAAGCUUAUGGUGUUGAUCAAAUUAGAAUGACUCUCAAAGAUGCUGGCUUGUAUCCUAAAGCUAGCUUGUUCCUGGAGAUUUUGUAAAUCAAAGUCCUAUAACCAUGUUAACAUGUAUAUGUGCUCAUUGCCAAGCAUAUAUUUGGAUUUCAGUGAAUCGGUAUGAAAGAAAAGAAACUCAUUAUGUGGACUUCACCUGACCUCCAACUUGUUAGAGUUGGGUGCAUCUUUUCAGAAGAUAAUUUCCACACCAUUUUUCA
Molecule: messenger RNA, 1473 nt
Organism: Lotus japonicus
Lineage: Eukaryota; Viridiplantae; Streptophyta; Magnoliopsida; Fabales; Fabaceae
Product: plant UBX domain-containing protein 10-like
Exons: 4
Coding region: 158-1300 (380 amino acids)
Cellular component (GO): endoplasmic reticulum
Molecular function (GO): ubiquitin binding
Source: RefSeq, a predicted model, not a curated record